UCUUCGUCGUUUGUUGGAUCAAGUAUAAAAGUACCGAUUGUCACCGGUGAUCGCAUUCACAUUUCGGCACAGACACGGCAACCAUCGCACGAUCACGCUAAACACAAUGGCAGCUAAGAUUUUCGUAAUUUGCACUUUGUUGGCCGUAGCCAACGCUGGCUACGUCGGAGUGCCCUCUGCCUUGCAGUAUCAAAUCGCACAGGUUCAUUCUCACGCUAUCACGUCAACAUCCGACAAUAUAUUACGUAGCCACGGUAAUUUAGCGCAAGUGGCCACGCAGACGAAGACCAUUGACACGCCGUUCUCCAGCUCGAGCAAAGCCGACAUUCGUGUAACUAAUCCAGCAGCAGUCACCUACGCUCAUCUUGCUCAUCCAUCUACCCCGUUAACAUACGCUGCCACGGCUACCGCUCCAGCGACUGCUCUCGGAGUCGCUUAUUCACCAGCUGUUGAGGUGUCCCAUAUGAGUUACAACAGCCCGAUCGGAAUAGCUUACGCCUAUUGAAAGUCGAUAAUCGCAUUCUCUAUGCCCUGACAUAUGUAUCAAAUUAAUAUAAAUAUAAAUAUAAUAUUUAUUCACGGCUAUAAUUUUGACACUUAUACAAUUGCUCGUGCAAUCAAUGAACGAUACUGCAUAUAAUUAUCCAAUAAAGAUUAUCUUUUAAUCUAA
Odontomachus brunneus is the source of this 670-nucleotide messenger RNA. Its product is annotated as cuticle protein 76-like. The record is from RefSeq and is a predicted model, not a curated record. The coding region runs from base 107 to 505 and encodes 132 amino acids. The transcript has 2 exons. NCBI's taxonomy places the organism in Eukaryota, Metazoa, Arthropoda, Insecta, Hymenoptera, Formicidae.